AGCAUCACGUUUUCCAUGCGUAAUCAAAAUAGGUCAUGCCCAUGGAGGACUCGGCAAGGUCAAAGUCGACAACAUCAAUGACUUCCAAGAUAUGGCGUCUGUCGUGGCAGUAGCACAGAGCUACUGCACUGUGGAACCCUACAUUGACUCCAAGUAUGAUAUCCACGUACAGAAAGUGGGUAAUAAUUACAAGGCAUUCAUGCGCAAGUCAAUCUCUGGCUGCUGGAAAACCAACACCGGUUCAGCCAUGUUGGAACAGAUUACAAUGCCGGAGCGUUACCGCACGUGGGUAGAUGAAGUAUCAGAUCUCUUCGGAGGGUUAGAAAUCUGUGCCCUGGAAGUAGUGGUUGGAAAAGACGGACGCGAGUAUAUUAUCGAAGUGAAUGACAGUGCGUUGACUCUUCUGGGCGAUACGCAGGAAGAGGAUCGAAGGCAUAUUGCUGAUUUGGUUGUGGCUCGCAUGCAGGCUAUUUGCAGGCCCAAAGUUGGUGAGGAAAUGGGAUCUGAAGAACCAGCACCACCUCCGGUUGGACCAAGAGGUAUUCUUGGUAGUUUGACGAGUUUGACCAGUACUGGUUCUGGUGCGUCGCAUCCACCAUCUGAACCCCCACCACUACCGCCAUCUGGGGAGCAUCCGUCGUUGUCAAGUGUUGGUCGGCGAGACAGUCAGGUAUCACAAACAAGUCAGAUUAGCGGAACCGGUGCUCCGCCCACUGGACGAUUACCGGAAACUCCACCACGACCGGGCUUCCAACGGCAGGGCAGUCAGAGCCAGGCGGUACCUGAGGAUUCAGAGGACACGAUGAAGAACUUGAGGAAAACAUUCGCCGGUAUUUUCGGGGAUAUGUAAACAAUUAAAGAAAAAACAAAAUGGCAGCAAACCACAAAUUGAAACAAAAUGGCGUUAAAUCAGUCAAAUGUCAAUAGGAACAAAAUAAUACCAAAAAAAUCAAAAACAUACAGAUAAACAUGCGACAGGUGAAAAUAUUUUAUCUAUGAUAAAGUCCCAACAUCAUUUGAAGGUCAAAGGACGACGCUGUGAGUACUCGCACCUCUCAGUAGACUAAUUAGUUUUAAUGACUCUACUCGAGAGAAAUAUAAAAGCCGUACUAAUGAUGCUAAUUAAAAGAGGAAGAUGGCGUUAAUGUCGGACAUUUUGUUGUUUGCUGCCGUACAACUCGUUACUUGACAGUUGACAGUUAACAUCAUUCAAUCAACACGCUCCAUUUUAAACUAAUAACUACUAAUAUAACGAUGCAAUAAAGAUGAAGAAGUUGAUUGAUAAGUGAAGAAGACAAAAUUAGGAAUUAACACGCGUUGCAUAACGGAAAAAAGAGGAAACCAUUACACAAACAUGCAAAACAUUCACAACGUUAAAUUGGUGUCAAAUGUUUUGGCACACAGGUUUGCACGUUUUGACAGUUAUAUAAAGACAUGUUAUAACCACUGCCUAUGGCCGGGUGUUUCGCCAUUUUGCAAAACAAAGCAAAGCAAAAUCCACUCAGACGCGAUUGUUUCAUAUCGGUAAAGAAGAUUUCUGUAAAAAUGUCAAAAAGACAAGAGUUGCGUUUUGUUUUGUUUUGUGCAAUGAGUCGUAACACCUUUGUUAUUAUGUUAGACGAAUAGUUGUUAACGAAACAAUAAUAAGUAAGUACGUGUACGUUAUAUACAUUAAAAAUUACUAUACAUACUAUACAUAUGCAUAUACAUACAUACAUAAUAGGUAUAUAUACACAAAAAACAUUUUAAACAAAUUUUGAAAUUUGAACAAUUUUCAAAAACAAAACCAAAAAAAAAAACAAGAGGAAUAUUAUUAAGUCGAUGUUGAGUAUGUGUAGAGACAGAUUGCACCAUGUGUUAAUUAAUGCUCACACGAUUAGCGUACAGCCGACGAUGCACGAUGAAUGUAUGUAUGUGAUGCGCUAGUCGUCAUCAGAUGGCGUUAAAGUGCGUCGUCGCUCAACUGGCACCAUAACGCACUUGAUUUAUAACCACAAAAAUAAGGAAAGAAAUAGAUGCAGCCUAUACUAAACAAAUGUCUUCUAACAUAACCAACAACCUAACCUAUUAAUCAGUCUGUGUCAUAUUAUUAAGCCAAACAAAACCAAAACCAGAACAAAUGACAACACAACAUAUAUGUAUAUGUAUAAGAGUGAAACUAAUACAAAAAAAAUGUCUGUCUUCUCAAACUCUCUUCACUGUAUUUAAAUCUUCUUCUCUGUAUGUAAACGUAAUCGUAAAUGCAAAUAACGAACGAUGCUAAACAAUGACGUCACAAACAAAUAUGUAAAAUGGACAAUAUUUAAAAUGUAUUCAAAUGAAGAUGAUGACACACACAAGAUGGCGACUUGCAGAUGAUAUAAAUAUUAAAUGUGACACAUAUGUUUGACAUUUGAAGCCGAGUCGAGAUGCAUCGAGAUUGAUUUAUGCAACGAAAAAACUCGUUUAGAAAAAUGACAUGCGACACCUCAGAGUCGAUACUAAUACAGUUUUCUUGAGAUUGAGGAUAAUAAUAUUGGCAUUUUAAACAAACUAUAAACAAACAAAAAAGACGAGUAGAUUUUUCAUUAUACAUAGAAAAAGAAAACAGUUUUGAUGAUAUUGAUAUAAAUAUUGAUGAGAAUACAACCAAAUAACGAUGUACUCGAGCAUAGGCUACCGUUAGUUAAUAUUAUUAUCAUAUUAUCAAUGAAUUAUGUACUUUAAGUAGGUGAUGUAGAAAGUGCGCGACGUCAAAGUCAAAAUGUCAAAAAUUGUUAUGUUAUGUUAGGUUAAAUAUUGUUACUUCACAGUUGACUAAUUUUAAGGUUAAGUUAUGUUGCGCUACUAAAAACUCACUCGAGCAACUGCGGAUCGUUUGGGAUUUUUGUACCCGUUAAGUAAAUUCUCUAUAAAAACUAAAGAUGGCGUUGGUUACGACGAUUGACAGCUGUAAAUGUCACUGAAUGUAAUAUAUUCCCGCUUGUAGCUUUACAUACUAGCGCAUGAAGUAAGAAUGUAAAUGUACCAGCAAAGCUUAUGUAAUUUGCUUCUAGAGGGCAGCACUACUACUAAACUAACCAAAACUGUACAUUAUAAGAAUUAUUUAAAUAAUAAUUAAUUUAUCUUUGUCUUUGUUAACUUGAAAGGUCUAAAAUGUAAAACGUCAUAUCAGGUUAUGUGUUAUAUACGUAAUGAGGUUAUGAUUGUUUUGACAGGUGUCUUGACACUUGUCUGACAGACUUUGACGUGGGGAUGCGCACGACAAGGUUGUUUAGCUCUCCCAGCUUGCGGAUAUUACGUUUCAAGCAUAUUGUAUAGCGUUAAUAAUGAAAUAACAAAUAACAUUAAUAAGAUUAGUAUUAUGAAGCAAACAGCAAACAAAAAUAAAUUACAACAAAAACGAAAUACUGAUUAAAUGGAAAAUACUAUGAUAAUAUUAAUAUUAAUAAAAAUCAUCAAUAUAAAAGCAAA
Molecule: messenger RNA, 3453 nt
Organism: Dalotia coriaria
Lineage: Eukaryota; Metazoa; Arthropoda; Insecta; Coleoptera; Staphylinidae
Product: synapsin-like
Exons: 2
Coding region: 92-850 (252 amino acids)
Biological process (GO): neurotransmitter secretion
Cellular component (GO): synaptic vesicle; synaptic vesicle membrane
Source: RefSeq, a predicted model, not a curated record